UUCAGUGCCUAGAGCGGUCGCCGGCGUCACUUCCGCUCACGGCCUAAAAACCGCCCCCGCGCACUGCGUCUCUUCCUCUCCGGCUUGGGCUUCGGUUCCGGCGACAUGGCGAAACGCACCAAGAAGGUCGGGAUCGUCGGGAAAUACGGGACCCGCUAUGGUGCCUCCCUCCGGAAAAUGGUGAAGAAAAUUGAAAUCAGCCAGCACGCCAAGUACACCUGCUCCUUCUGUGGCAAGACCAAGAUGAAGAGACGAGCGGUUGGCAUCUGGCACUGUGGUUCCUGCAUGAAAACAGUGGCUGGCGGGGCCUGGACCUACAACACGACUUCUGCCGUCACAGUGAAGUCCGCCAUCAGAAGACUGAAGGAGCUGAAAGACCAGUAGAAGCACACCGUCAGAGACCUGCCUGUGCUCCAAUAAAUGGGUUAAUUUACGUAA
Molecule: messenger RNA, 438 nt
Organism: Peromyscus leucopus (white-footed mouse)
Lineage: Eukaryota; Metazoa; Chordata; Mammalia; Rodentia; Cricetidae
Gene: Rpl37a
Product: ribosomal protein L37a
Exons: 4
Coding region: 106-384 (92 amino acids)
Biological process (GO): translation
Cellular component (GO): ribosome
Molecular function (GO): structural constituent of ribosome
Source: RefSeq, a predicted model, not a curated record